Penicillium chermesinum is the source of this 1113-nucleotide messenger RNA. Its product is annotated as putative acyl-CoA:6-aminopenicillanic-acid-acyltransferase. The record is from RefSeq and is a predicted model, not a curated record. The transcript has 2 exons. NCBI's taxonomy places the organism in Eukaryota, Fungi, Ascomycota, Eurotiomycetes, Eurotiales, Aspergillaceae. The annotation marks the transcript as partial.
CUCGAGAGGUUAGCUCCACCCUUAGACCACGAUAUUCGGGAAAGCCACUGGAUAGCUAACAUCGGUCUGUGUGGACAGAUCGGGCUUGAGCAUGGCCGGGCAUUACAAGCAGAGAUUCGCAGUCAAAUUGAAAUCUACGACUCUAUGUUCCAAUACACAUCCAAGUUAGCAUGGCCGGACGUCCGAGAGAUAGCGAAGGAAUUCCAACCUUCUCUGCAAAGGCUGGUGCCUCGUCUCUACGGGGAACUGGAAGGCAUCGCAGAGGGAGCAGGCCUGGACAUCCUUGAUAUCGUGGCCCUGAAUUGUCGCAGUGAGAUUGCUCUCGGAAAGUUCUCGGAUGGAUGCUCGACUCUUUGUUGGAAGAAAGGUGACAACACACGGGUUCUCUCGCAAAACUGGGAUUGGACGAAGACUGUAUCGAAGAAUCUGGCACUAGUGUCAAUUGAGCAGCCCGACAGGCCUACGAUACACAUGGUGACUGAGGCUGGCAUAAUUGGAAAAAUUGGCUUCAACUCUGCUGGUGUUGGCACCUGCCUGAAUGCGAUUCGAGCAAAGCCGAUGAUGAGCAGCAAACUUCCGAUUCAUAUUGCUCUGCGUUUAUGCCUCGAAAGCAAAACGGUUGACGACGCGGUUCGCACUCUCGAGGCUUUGGGUGGCGUUGCUUCAGCUCAGCAUAUUCUGGUCGCGGAUAGUACCAAGGCGCUGGGGCUUGAACUGUCCCCUGUGGGCAACAAGUACAUUCCCGAGGACGACCUAGGCCUGAUCCCGCAUACCAACCAUUUUAUCCAGAAUCGAUACGUGGAGGAGCCGCCGUGGCUUUCCGGAUCUCCAAUUCGUCUGAAGCGCCUUGGAGAAUUAGCCCGCGGACUGAUCGCGGACGGCGUGCAAGGUGACGCCAUUACCCCGGUGUUAUUGAGGGAGAAGAUAUUUUCCGACUCAUAUAACGCUCCGCAGGCGAUCAGCUGCCAGCCCGAUGAGUCUCGUCAUAUCUCAACGCGAAGUAGUUCGCUGUUCAACAUCGUGAUGCAUCUAGAGGCUGGGAAUCCAACUGCGGAGGUAGUCUUCGGCCGUCCUGGAUCCGGAGAAGAAAGCUCUGUUUUACAAUUGCCGUAG